UGUUGUAGCCUGAGACACUAUUCUCCACCAUCUCCUCAUCUGUCUCCUUGUUUCCUGUGGACCUGCCAACGUUUGCCUCAGUGACACAUCACUUAGUGAAGAACAUGGAUCUUGAUGGCAACCUGAUACCUGUGCCCUCUCUGAACAACUUAGGCAAACUGACCCCUCGCUCACUGGUUCCAAACGCCUGCCACCGACUUUCUUUUUCUGGAAAAAAGCUAAACAAAUGCGUGCCGACUGACAUACAGUACUGUGCUCACCGGAGACACACCCUUAACCCCAGUUGUCAAGGAGAGUGACAUUGUGGACUACAGUGGGACAUUUUGUUACAGCAGAGAAGCCAUUGUAGACGUGGGGACACAAUUGGCGACAGAUGCAGUGGAUUUAAACUUUAAUUCUGGGACUGAACAUGCCUCCACACUCGAGUCGUCCUUUGGCAGACUGAAGAAAGAGAAAGAGGAAGUGAAUGGGUUAUUUAGCGACUCAAAAGACAAUGUCGUAAGGACCCAGGGGAAGAAACGCCAGAAACACGAUCCACCACCAUCUCUCAAAUGUUUUCCAAAGCCACAAAAGCCUUCGUGAAGGACACAGAUCAUGAUGGACGCCUGAUUCCGGUGUCCAGUCUGAACGACACAGACAAACUGAAUCUCCGAUCACUCAUUGUCAAGACCAGGCACAGAUGCUUCUGGCAGGAACCCAAAUACCAGUCCCCUGGUUUUACCCUCAGUGAUGUCCUGAAGCCUGGAGAGCCUGGAGAUGCACCUUUAAGCCCAACUGUCAAGGAGUGUGACUUUGUGGACUACAGUGGGACAUUUGGUGACAAGAAAGAAAUGAACGCAGACGGAAACGUGCAGGCAAAGGUGGCUGAUUUCAAAUUUACCUUGGGAGGGAAAUGGUCCACCAAACAGAAGCUGUCCCUUGGCAGCCUGAACAAAGAGAAGGUUGAUGUGAAGGAGUUAUAUAACUACUCAAAAGACAGAGUUAUGGACAUGUCCCAUCCUGUGAUCAAGCAGACCCGUGUGAAUCCAAGGGCAGUGUUAGGCGUCUUGACGGAGAGGAUUAUGACGUCAUUACCUUGCCCGGUCACAAACAAUGUCCGGAUGCACGGCAAUGUAGGAGCCAACGUGAGCGCCUUUGUGGCCCUGAGCGGGAAGGCUUCUAUGAAGCAGAGCGGCAGUACUCAGACAGAUAGGGAUGUGUCACUGGGUAUUCCUGCAAAUACUGUCAUGGCCUACAGUCUGAUUGAACUCUUCGUCAAAUGCAAUGGACAGUUUGAGCUGUGCCUCAUCCGCAACAAUGGGGGCUUUGAAAAGGUUAAGUCAAAUUAUGAGUUUGAAGAGGAUGGAAUUAUGGACCUGGUGUGCGACUUUGACGCCAACAGCCCCCUAAAUCGAAACAAAGAACUGGAGAAACUGAGUAGUCAUUUCCGGCUGCUGUCAGUCCUGCCAGCGGCCAAACGCUCCUCUCUGCUCCAGCUCCUCAAGACAACCAUGGAGGAUGGAGAGGCAGUCAGUGUGCUGGAGAGUGUGCUGGAUCAGACGUGUGAUGGUGAGACUCCUGACCUGGGUGAUCUGGAAGAGUCUGAGAGGGAGACAGUCCAGGCCAUACUGGAUGUUGUAGACCAAUGUGUUGGGAAGGAUGAGGAUGAGAUCAGAUCCUCACUUCUCAGUGCCAUCCACCUCAUUGUCAGUGCCAUGGACGGAAUGACAGAUGAGGGUAUCUCUGUGUUGGGAUCCUGUUGCAGUCCUCCAGUCUUACAGGCCCUGCAGAUCCUGGUUCAGCAUGUGGCAGCAGGGAGUGGGGAGACCCUCUCUCUGAGAGAUGCAGGUCUGGCUGUUCUGACUGAGGAGGAGGUGUUUGGGAGGGCAGAGAGUCUCUUUGGUCACUCUAAAGUUACACUGAAGAGAGAGGAGGACACACUGAGGACAGAGAUGAAGGACCUGCCUGGAUACCUUCCUCUUGUCAUGAGUAUCACUGUGAAAGGCCUGGCUUCUUUAGUGUAAGCUGUGAGUGAGUGAGCUAGAAAAUCCUGUUUGAACUGAUACACUCACGAUUCCAUUCCAUGUUUUACUCUUGCACUAGUUGAGCUAAAGAACUAGUGAACAACAAUGUAUGUAUCCUUGUAAUGCUUUCAGUAAAGUUCAACAAACAAUA
This is a messenger RNA of Coregonus clupeaformis (lake whitefish), 2154 nucleotides long. Its product is annotated as gasdermin-E. The transcript is spliced from 12 exons. Gene Ontology annotation, biological process: programmed cell death. The coding region runs from base 552 to 2003 and encodes 483 amino acids. NCBI's taxonomy places the organism in Eukaryota, Metazoa, Chordata, Actinopteri, Salmoniformes, Salmonidae. Gene Ontology annotation, cellular component: cytoplasm. The record is from RefSeq and is a predicted model, not a curated record.